AGUGGGUCCGUCUGGAAUGCGUUCCCCCACGGCGCGGUUUCGGGCUCCAUCAGCGGCACCACCGCCGGGCGCGGGCGGCCCGGGCCGAUGAGCAAAGCGUGGCGGCGGGGCAGGAUGGAAGGCGGCGAGCACGGUGAGGAGGACGAUGGCGGCGGGCACGGCGCGCACAAGAAGAAGCACAAGAAGCACAAGAAGAAGCACAAGAAGAAGCACCACCACGAGGCCGCGGCUGUGCCCGAGGCCCCGCAGCCCGCGGCCGCCCCGCGGAAACCGCAGCUGAAGCUGAAGAUCAAAUUGGGGGGGCAGAUCCUGGGCACCAAGAGUGUGCCCACCUUCACCGUGGUCCCUGAAGCACAGAGUUCCCCCUCCCCGCUGAUGGUGGUGGACGAGGAGGAUGAGCCCACCGAAGGAGUUCCCAUUGAGCAGUACCGGGCCUGGCUGGAUGAGGACAGCAACCUGGACCCCUCCCCCUUGCCGGACCUGGACUCGGAGAGUUGCUUCCCCACCCGCGAGGAUGAGGAGGAGGAAGAGGAGCGUUGGCUGGACGCCCUGGAGAAGGGCGAGCUGGACGACAACGGAGAGCUCAAGAAGGAAGUGGACGAAUCCCUGCUGACGGCGCGGCAGAGAGCCCUCCUGCACAAGCAGCAGAGCCAGCCGCUGCUGGAGCUGCCCAUGGGCUACAAGGCCAAGGAGCUGACGGAGGAGAUGCUGGUGAAGCGCGAGGAGCGGGCGCGCAAACGGCGCCUGCAGGCAGCCAAGAAGGCGGAGGAGAACAAGAACCAAACCAUCGAGCGGCUCACCAAGACCCACAAAGCCAAAGUGAAGGCGCUGCGAGAGCGCCGCGCCCGGCCGGCCGCCUGCCCCGUGGUGCAGUACCGCAACGCCGCCGAUCUCAUCACCGUCUCCUUCCCCGCGGGCGCCGCGCUGCCGCUGCUGCCCAGCACCGCCCCCCCGGUGCCGCCGGCCGCGCUCUGCGGGGUCAGCGGCUGCGCCAACCGCCGCCGUUAUUGCUGCUCCCGCACCGGGCUGCCGCUCUGCAGCCUGGCCUGCUACAAGCGCAACCUGCAGCUGCAGGAGGCCGCCGCCUGACCGCGGGCUGGGACCGACGCUGCGGGACGGCACGGACGCCGGCCGG
Tympanuchus pallidicinctus (lesser prairie-chicken) is the source of this 1135-nucleotide messenger RNA. RefSeq names its product INO80 complex subunit B (gene INO80B). Gene Ontology annotation, cellular component: Ino80 complex. Gene Ontology annotation, biological process: chromatin remodeling. NCBI's taxonomy places the organism in Eukaryota, Metazoa, Chordata, Aves, Galliformes, Phasianidae. The coding region runs from base 88 to 1089 and encodes 333 amino acids. The transcript has 5 exons. The record is from RefSeq and is a predicted model, not a curated record.